AUGAGCGGAGGCGGCCUCCCGCGCUGGGGCGUCGAGCGGACCCGACUCCACGGCCUGGAGGCGGGCCGUGAGAACAGGUGGGGGGAGAAGGUGACGCGGCUGGUGGGGAAUGUGAGGAUCGUGAAGACGGGCUGGGCGUGGAACAAGGAAAGGGCGCGGGACGGAGAGAGGUCCGCCGCCCAGGGGAACGUCCCUGGGGAGGAGGUAUUCAAAACCGAGCAAAAAUUCCAGGACCCGCAGGCGUUUGGAGGUUGGGACGAAGGGGCGUACCGAGUCCAGGAGGGGUUCUGCGGCGGUGCUGAGCGGUGCCGGGCCCGCGAGGGACUCUCUGGUGUCGAGCAGCGGUGUCGAGCCCGGGAGGGAUGGAGUAAAGACAUCUACCGAAGACGGGAGGGAUCCCAGAGUGCGGACCGACUCCGGGGAGAGGAGAGAUCCUGGGGCGAAGAGCCAAACCCAAGCCGGGAGGCAUCCCGAGGUGAAGAGCGGUACCGAAGCCAGGAGGGAUCCCGGGGUGAAGUGCGAUACCGAAGCCGGGAGGGAUCCCAGGGUGAAGAGCUAUUCCGAAGCCGCGAGGGGUCCCGGGGUGAAGUGCCGUACCGAAGCCGGGAGGGGUCCCGGGGUGAAGUGAAGUAUCGAGGCCAGGAGGGAUCCCAGGGUGAAGAGCUAUUCCGAAGCCGAGAGGGGUCCCGGGGUGAAGAGCUGUUCCGAAGCCGAGAGGGGUCCCGGGGUGAAGAGCUGUUCCGAAGCCGAGAGGGGUCCCGGGGUGAAGAGCUGUUCCGAAGCCGAGAGGGAUCCCGGGGUGAAGUGCUAUACCGAGACCCGGAGGGAUCCCGGGGUGGAGAACGAUACCGAUACCGAAGCCGGGAGGGAUCGCGGGGUGAAGUGAAGUAUCGAAGCCGGGAGGGAUCCCGGGGCGAAGAGAAAUACAGAAGCAGAGAAGGGUCCUGUGUGGAAGAGAGAUCGCGAAGUGGGAGGAGGUCCCGAGUCGGGGAGAGGUUCUGGGGCGAAAAGAGACGUCGAUAUCGGGAGAGGUCGCGGGGUGAAGAGCCGUCCCGGGGCAGCGACGGGCCCUGGGGCGAAGAGAGAUUCGGUGGAGCAGACAGAACCCCGUGUGGGGAGGAGAGGUACCGAGACCUGGAGGGGUCCCGAGCGGAGGACAGACCCCAGCCCGAAGAGUGGGUCCCUAAGGAGAAUGGGCGGGGCGAGGACCGAGGCCAGGGCGGGGAGAGGUCGGGGGGCACGCGGAAGCUGAGCAGGAACCCUUCCAGCGGGGAGGAGGUGGCGGGAGAGGAGGGGCGGGGCGAGGAGGCCGCGCAGGCGGAGCUGCCUCUCCGGGAUCCCGGGAAAGGCUGGGAGGUGGAGCCCGGGGAGGGGCCGGGGCACGGCAUGGACCGCAAGCGGAGCGCGCACUCCCCGAGUCAGAAACAGAGGAAUGGGCGCCGCGUGAAGGCCCGGGUAGAGGGCGCCGAGAGGUGUGCGACCAGGCUGAAGAACAACCGGUCCUUGAGCAGGGCCGCGGACAGGAGAAAGGGGAGCUUUGAAGGAAAGCGGGGAUGCAGGGAAAGAAGCGAGAGCAGAGGCAAGAACAGGGAUGCGGUCUCGGGCAGGAAUAGAUCCACGGAUAACAAGAAGGGAUUGCUUAAAGGACGAAACUGUAACCGAGACCGGCCGAAGAGCAUUGACCCCAAAUCGAGAGCGAGCGCAGUCAGGAACAAGGGUGGGCGAAAAGAGCCGGCCGGCCGGCGGCGGAGCGUCAGCAGGGCCGGGGCCCGGAGCAAGAGCCGGGCGGGGACCGCGGGGAAGCGGCCGCUGGGGUCGCGGAGCAAGAGCAGGGCCAGGGCCCGGAGUAGGAACGCUGGCGUGGACACAGGCAGGUGCGGGGCCAAGAGUAAGAGGAAGGUGAAGGCCAGGGGCAGGACCUGAGGCCCCGGCAGGGGCGGGCGAGGCGCCGGAGCCUGUGGAGUCCCUCAGAGCUGCCUGGACAGCCCUGGAGAGAUGCCUCACGGGCCGCUAUAGAACCUGGCGUUAUCCAGGCUACAUUGCGCGCUGCCCAGCCGUUUCCCUGCCAGCCCUGUGUGACCGAGAGGUGAGAGACAGAGAGGUACAAGGCCUGCGGGUUCUGUGGUCGCUGUUGAAAAUGCUACUUUCUAUUCUGUGAGCCAGAACUUCGCCCAUGGACCUGCACCAGUGGAGCUGAAUGAGGAUACUGGUACCUACUUCCCACUUCUUUGUGAUGAUAUGAAGAUUGAAGAAGUUGGCAUAGGUAAGGGUCUUGGUGCUAGGGACACGGACCAGAUCCUGAGUAAACUCAACACAGUCUUUUCUGAAUGAAUAAGUGAACACUUGCAUAAAGUAACUCAUGGGGGGCUGUGUCUGGAGAACUCCUCAUGCUGAGAUGGCAUCUUCUUCCCUGAGUUCUUCUGCAAGAUGGUGAACAUAAGGUGUCAGCCAGCUGUUUUGUGGGCCUGGUGAUCCUCUCCACCCUCUUCUGCUGGACACCACCCGACACUACUCUCUCAGAGUCUUCUGCAUGUCUUCUGAGACAAAUUCCAGACAGAGCUCCAAGCAACUCUUCAGGACAAAAGAUGACCCUGAGCAUCCUUGGGCAAACAGUCACUGGCCCCUAUCUCUUACCUGCUCCAACACCCAUGUACCCUCAGGCCUCUCCUAAUAGACCUUUCUCGGAAACAUUGCCUGCCCUCUACACAGGCCUCUCUGUUUUGCUUGAAUGCUUACUACCUAUUCAGAUCCA
Perognathus longimembris pacificus (Pacific pocket mouse) is the source of this 2752-nucleotide messenger RNA. Its product is annotated as spore wall protein 2-like. Lineage: Eukaryota; Metazoa; Chordata; Mammalia; Rodentia; Heteromyidae. The transcript is spliced from 5 exons. Bases 1 to 1923 code for a protein of 640 amino acids. The record is from RefSeq and is a predicted model, not a curated record.